UUGUGAAGAGAUUUGGUGUAAAAUCUUCUUCACACACUGUUAUUGUAAAUGAUCAUGGAUAUUUUAGAAAAAAAGAAAAAAUGUAAAACCGAUACAAUUUGUCUCCGGAGCUCUGAUGACGUGAAAUAUUUUCUCCACAUCAGUCUCAUUUACUCCGCCAUAUUGGCACACUUUUUCGUUUAAUCUCAUUUCGGAUUUAAUCCGAUUUUGACGUCAUUAAGUUGCUCGGAGUGCGCUGUUUAUAUAAACGGAUCGAGCUAUCGCCGUUUUGAGGCGAAAAUUCAAACGCAAAGCAAGGCAUACUUGACGCACGUUGCUCCAUAAAUCCCCUAUGAAAAUUCGAUCCUUUCCGACGACUUACGUAAUGACGUCAUAUGAUAUUGAUGAUUACCGCUUUAAGUGAGAGUUCUUAUUUAGGGGAACGAUCGGAUUGUAUCCAAAUAAAUUUUUUAAAAAACUAGUUGAAAAUCGUUGAAAUCCAGAAUUAUGUUCUUAAUUUUUAACAUAAUUUCAGCUUCAAUGCUCAUUAAAACUAGGUUUGUAUAAAAAACAUUGAGCACGGAUAGCCUUUGUUUAGACAAACGAAAGAUUGUCCCGUGCAGGUAAACUAAGGUAUUAAGAUAAGUUCUAAGUGGUUGCCAUUUAAAAACAUGGUUUGCCAUGCACCAGUGAAUAAUAAUAAUUGUAUUUAAACACCUAGUUACAAUGUCAUCACAAGAAUUUGUUAUUACACAUACAAAUAAAAAUUUCACAUCGUUGAAUUGUUGUUUUUCCAUAAACAUAGCAGCUGUGAGGCUUCAUUAUAACACGUGAUUUACCACGUGCAUAGAAGUUAAAGGAAUUUCACAUUUUGUUAUUCAAAAAUAGCAUAAUUAUAUCCUAAUAUACUGUGGCUCUUAACUUAAUUAUAAAUAUGUAAUAAUCGACAGUGCGAACAGGGUUUGUUAACGUGUUGUUUUCCCUUAAAGUUGAACUUUGACCCGAAACCAUGGAACGAUUAAGUCUGAUUCGGGGUUAGUUUUCUUAACAUAUAACAAAUUGAAUGACCGUGAGAUACGAAGCGAGGUGUAUCAGGUGGGGCAGUUAAAUGUAAAUACACUUAAAAAUGGCUCCUAGUUUGAGGAAAUCGUCAUCUUCUGUGGACGGCAUUUUGGAUGGGGAUUCGAAGGAUGAAAUCAGAAUAGAAGAACUGAAAUCAAGAAAUAUGGUCGAAGAUAAAGCAUGGACAUACCUAACUUUAAAGAGAAUUGCUUUUCUUCUCUUUUGUUUUGCCUCGAUUAUUUCAUAUUUUCUCGAUUUACCAUUUUAUGCAUUUGUACUGGUCGCAGUAUUAUUAUUCGUGCCUACAUUUAGUUUCUUCUUAGGAGUCAAUAAUUUUAUUUAUACUUUGACCGAGCGUCGCAAUCUGGUCAGCAAAAUUGAUCAUUAUGUAAAGAUUUUAGACAACGAUGUGAAACGUGAACAUAGUGGACAUUUUAUUCCGAUAAGAGAUUUAUACGAACUAUACGCAGAGGGAAAGAUUGAUUUUAAAGGUGAUGUCUUAGACUGUUUAGAACACAGAGACGAGUAUGUUACGUACAGGCUUCAAUGGUGGCACUUGAAAUUUUUCUUAACAAAAUUUGUACCGGAAAUGUUGCAUUUUAAAAAGCAAGACAAAGAGCAGGUGUGUGAUCACUACGACCGCGGAAACGACUUCUACGAAAGCUUUCUCGGACCGUUAAUGAUAUACACGAGUGGUAUUCAGUACACCGGAAAUGAAUCUUUGGAAGAAAUGCAAGAAAAUAAAAUGGAGGCUGUCUGUAAGAAAAUUCUGCUUCGAAAAAACGACACACAUUUGGAUAUUGGUUGUGGUUGGGGCACCUUAGUAAAUUAUGCAGCUGAAAAAUAUGGUUCAUCUAGUACUGGUGUAACCAUUGCACAAAAUCAGAUCGAGUGGGCGACAAAAAAAGCUAAAGACAUGAAGCUGGACAUCCCGAGUACAUUUCUCUGUAUGGAUUAUCGAGACAUUCCGAAACGAAAGUAUGACAAAAUAACAUGUCUCGAAAUGGCCGAACAUGUCGGGGUCCGAUUAUUUCCGACCUUUUUGUCUCAAGUGUCGGAUAUGUUGGAAGAAGACGGUGUUUUCUUUUUGCAAAUUGCUGGGCUUCGACGAGCGUGGCAGUGGGAGGAUUUCUUUUGGGGAUUCUUCAUGGACACCUACAUAUUUCCAGGAGCAGAUGCUAGCCUCCCAUUAACGUUUCCAGUAGCGCAACUAGAAGCAGCUGGCUUCGAAGUUCAAUCCGUCGAAACUAUCGGGAUACAUUAUUCGGAGACAAUCAAGCGUUGGUAUUACAACUGGGUGAAAUCGGACACCAAAGAAAAGAUGAUCCAAAGUUACGGCAAACGACUGUAUCGCGUGUGGGAGAUUUUUUUGGCUUGGAGUACGAUUAUCGCGCGUCAAGGAAAUUCAACAUGUUACCAAAUUGUCGCCCAUAAAAAUCGGAAUGGGUUUGAUAGAAGAAGGUUUUACCUGAAAGAAGCGGAGAAAGCAUGAAAACAAAACUACCAAAUAGGGUUUUACAAGAAACGAAAAUUAAUUUUUAGAUAGUGCAUUUACUUUGAAGUUAGAUUUUAUAAGCCUAAACUGUCAUCUUGGACAUAUUACUGAUUGGCUUUUUUUUAGCUUAGUAUAGUUUUAAAAAGUUUACCUUCAAAAAAGUGGAGUUCUUAAGGGGGAUUUUCACGAAGCGAAUUGAACGCCGAAUUCGACGGCGAAUUGUAUCUGAGCAUGCGCAGUUUUGUUUGUUAUGAUUUUGCAUCGAAAUAUUCGCUUCGCUGAAAAGUAGAAACAGCUUCUACUUUUUCGCGGCUAAAGGUUUCGCUGCUACUUUUAGACCAAUCAGAAUGCAAUUAACCAAUGUAAACAAUGAAUUUGGCGUCUAAUUUAUUUUGUCGUGAAAAUUAAAAAACGAAUUUGCCAUCGAAUUCGCCGUUCAAUUCGCUUCGUGAAAAUCCCCCUUUUUAAGUGAAUUAACACUUAAUAAAAUUGACUUACUAUAUUAUCAACAGUUCUUUACAAAUAAAAGAACAUCAAAGUUAUUGUGUUUUUAUCACUGUUAUUUUCUGUCUAGUUUUUUUUGCGCAUGCGUAUAAUUUAUCGAAUAUAUUUUACGAAUAGAAAAGAGUUGUAUACCGUACCCUCGGCUUGUUGCUAAAACUACCCAAUAUUUGAUAUAUUAUUUUUGAAGCACUUAUAACCAGGAAACAAAAACUUAAAAAAGAGAAUUCAAAGAAUUUAUUAAAAUAUCGAACAGUUCUCAAAUUCCAGAGAAAAGGUGACUAUCGGCGUUACCUUUUUUUUCGAUAGAUUCAAACUGAAGUGUUAAACUUACUUGCUUAUUUAUUUAAAGCUACAGCAGAAGAAACGCAACAGUAUCCUGCAUUGUAUUAGGUGGAGUGAGCUGACAAACGGCGAGACUAUUACGUCACUUUUUGAAAAAUUGGGAACUAUAAAUUUGACGAGAAUUUGAAAAAGACAGUCAUGUGUAAUUGAGCAUGAUGUUGCUAAAAGUUGAGAAAAAAUAACUUUUUAAAAAAAACUACGCAACGAGGGUUUAUUCAAGGGUGGGCUAAUUCCGCCAAAAGACUAUUUUUCGGAUGGACCAUUUUUUGAGCACUUACGGUAUGCAAGUUUAGUAGAAUUCUUUACUUUUGAAAAAGUAUUUUUAAUUUUUUUUAAAUACAUUAGGAAUUUCAUUGAAUUUCAGCCUAUAAGUCCAGAUUGCAGUGUUUAUUCUUCAUCAAAAAUGUAUUUUAUUUUAAAUCAUGUAUCUAUUUUUUUUUUCGCAGAAUGUUACAAUGUUUACAACAUUGGUGUUUGA
Messenger RNA from Hydractinia symbiolongicarpus, 3860 nucleotides. RefSeq lists its product as uncharacterized. The record is from RefSeq and is a predicted model, not a curated record. Bases 1106 to 2533 code for a protein of 475 amino acids. Gene Ontology annotation, biological process: cellular response to biotic stimulus. The transcript is spliced from 4 exons. Lineage: Eukaryota; Metazoa; Cnidaria; Hydrozoa; Anthoathecata; Hydractiniidae.